Didymella exigua CBS 183.55 is the source of this 615-nucleotide messenger RNA. RefSeq lists its product as uncharacterized. The transcript has a single exon. The annotation marks the transcript as partial. The record is from RefSeq and is a predicted model, not a curated record. Lineage: Eukaryota; Fungi; Ascomycota; Dothideomycetes; Pleosporales; Didymellaceae.
UGGCACGAGCUUGGUGUCCUUCGGCUGCAGUCACUUUGUCUUGAUGACGUGAAGUUUGGGGGCAAUGACAAUAUUCACCUCCAUGACCCAACUUGCGGCGCAUUUCUUCCCGUCUUUAAAAUCUUGGCCUCUACAGUCAACAUGACUGUGAAAUUCCUGACGAUUCGGCGGUCGCACGGGAACUACAUUGUAUGCAACAGCAGUUCUGUGGACAAUAGCUUCACGACAUACUUUUGCAGCCAUCUUUUCCCGUCUUUAAAGGUCUUUGCGUUGAAGGAUGUCAAUCUGGAGAACGAAGCUCCCCUAGUCAUCUCCACCAAGAGUUAUUCGUUUACACUCAAAUGUUUCGAAGCAAGAACGGCUGUAAUCAAAAGAAAGUUUUGCGAAUCAGUGUUUCAAGCACAACAGGAAGCCCUAACUUCGCAACAGCUGUACUUCCCAGACACAAGUCAACCCAUUUCCAGUGGGCUGAGCUCUCUCCCGCGAGAGGUCUGCAAAUUGGUCAUCUUCAACGUGUCAUCCAACCUAAGGACCCAACGCCUGUUGACAUCGCCGGUGUUCAUGAGGUUCGCGCAUAUCGUCGGGCGUCAAUCGACGAUAUCCCCAGGUGUUUGA